Messenger RNA from Argiope bruennichi, 1520 nucleotides. RefSeq names its product chaoptin-like. Gene Ontology annotation, molecular function: protein binding. Lineage: Eukaryota; Metazoa; Arthropoda; Arachnida; Araneae; Araneidae. Bases 399 to 1349 code for a protein of 316 amino acids. Gene Ontology annotation, cellular component: extracellular matrix. The transcript is spliced from 4 exons. The record is from RefSeq and is a predicted model, not a curated record.
GACCUAGACGUGUGAUAUUAAACAAAGGAUAUGGUAAGAUUUGCUCUAUGCUACUGGUAAUACUUUUGAGCAGAGAUUCUUUGAGCAAUAGAUUAAUUUAAUUAAUUAUUUGUUUAAUCUUACUAUUUUUAUUUAUUAAUUAGAAAUUUGCAUGUUCGGUAAAAGUUUCUUCUCAUUUUUUUUAGAAGUUAUGAAAUAUUUUUGUUCAUAUUUUUUUAUUUGAAUACAUCAGAGUUGUGAACAUAACGAUAUACAUAAAAUUACUAGCAUAAUACUUCCAUGGAGCUCUGUUUUUCAUGUUUUAUCAUUUUUGUGAUGUCAUCGGAUUUUUUUCUUCUUUAGAAGGUUGAGUGAAAGCUGUUAGGAUACGUUGGAAUUUCUACUACCCAUUCAAAGAAAUGAUCUGCAAAUGUCUUCCAGUAUUCUUCCUAUUAAUAUUUCUGGAAGCUGCUUCAUCAACCUACACUGCUUCAUGCAGCUUACUUCAUGUAAAAUAUGGAAGUCUAAAAAACUACGUAAUAUGCAAAGGAGAAUUUCUACCAGUUGAAAAUCUCAAAAAAACUUUGCAAAAUUUUACAGAAAGUAUAAAUACAUUCGAACUUCGCAAUGUCUCGAUGGAUGUUUUACCAGGAGAUAUGUUCGGUGGUAUAAAAAAGGGAGAUAUUCAGAAAAUAAUUUUUUCCCAUUCGACUGUAGAACUUCUCAAUCUUCCCGAGAUGCAAUACUCAGCUUUCAAAUCUGUAGAAGACACCUUGGAGAGUUUUGAAGUGUAUGACAGUUCUUCUGUUUUUGCAUGGAAUAUUUCAAUACUUGCCUCAUUGAAGAAACUGGAAAAGAUUGUCAUUGAAAAUUCUGAAUUCUUUGAGGUGAAAGCAAUAUUUGGAAAUUUUCCCAGAUUAAGACUUAUCCAGUUUAUCAAUUCUGCGGUCAGAUGGGUACAUCCGGAAGCCUUUAAAAACAUCAAAAAACUUACUAUUUGUUCUUUAGCUAAUAAUUACAUCACGGAAGUGAAAAGAUCGAUGUUUCCACAGCCAGCUACUUAUCUUUGGAAUUUGGAUUUAAGUUUCAAUAGGUUAAAAUCCCUGCCAAAGGAUAUGUUUGAUGACAUGCCUUCUCUCCAUGAACUGAAACUAGAUAACAACCAUUUAAGAUACUUCAAAGUUGAGCUUGUAAAACCAAUGUGGAACCAGCUAACCCAGUUAUGGUUGGAUGGUAACAACGCACUUUGCUGGCCCUUUUGUUGGAUUAUUGAAAAAGAACACAGACCUUUAUUUCUGGAUUCCGCCAAAUGUCGUACCAGUAAAAGCAUUAGAUUGGAUGAGUUUUAUUCUCGCUGCAAAAAGUUUUAGAAAAUAUUUUGAUCGGCAUUGAAACCAAUAGUUCUUGGAUUCGACUCACUACGUGGAGUAAUAUUAUCUAUAUAUCCUGAGCAGAAUGAUCAAAUUCUGAACAAAAUAUUAUAUGUAAAUACCUUGUCGUUACGUGUUUCUUAUAGUCAUGCAUUAAUAAAGUAUGUGAUU